This is a messenger RNA of Gallus gallus (chicken), 11555 nucleotides long. It is a transcript of the gene EHMT1, whose product is annotated as euchromatic histone lysine methyltransferase 1. Bases 7192 to 11157 code for a protein of 1321 amino acids. Gene Ontology annotation, molecular function: p53 binding; histone H3K9 methyltransferase activity; zinc ion binding. Gene Ontology annotation, cellular component: nucleus. The record is from RefSeq and is a predicted model, not a curated record. The transcript is spliced from 30 exons. NCBI's taxonomy places the organism in Eukaryota, Metazoa, Chordata, Aves, Galliformes, Phasianidae.
GCCGCGGGGGCGGGGCUACGCUCCGGGGCUCCGGCCAUGGCCACAGUGGAUGCCGAGGUGAGUGAGAGCGGCGGCGUCCAUCUACCCGGGCGGGGGGACGGAAGAUGGGGGAGCGCGCAGUGGUAUCGCCCAGGGCCAGGCGGCUUCUGUCGGGGGCCGGGAGAGGGCCGUGCCCCCGCCGCCCCGUGGUUCAGUCCAACUCCUCUGAGGGGAAGAAUGUGGGAGCCGCUGCCAUUGUGUGUAGGGGGGCCCGGGACUCUGUAUAAGUAACACCCCUCCGCGGCCGGGCGGUGGUAUGGGCCAUACAGGUUCCGGGGUUCCCCCCAAUGGGAGCGGGUGCGCGCGGCGGGGGCGGGGGAGCGGCGCCGGCGCCAUCCACGUUCCGGGGCUCCUCGCGCGGCGGGGCGGCGUGCGGCGCCAUGCAGGGUCCCGGGCCGGGCGGGCCGCCGCCGGCGGUUGGGCCGCCGCUAUGCGCCAUGCAGGGUCCGGGGCGGCGGGCAGGCGCCGGCUCCAGGCAUGCAGGGUCCCGGGCCGCGCGGCGGAGGCUGCGGGGCGGCCCCGGCCCGCCCCCGAUGCCGGGAGGAGCCCGCGGGCCGCCGCCGGGCCCUGAGGCCGCGUAGGCCGCGCGUCCGCUUUGUGAGCGCCGGGCGGCCGUUCGCUCCGUUCUCCGCGGGGCGCUCUGCCCGACGCCGCCUUCCGCCACCGCGCGGCUCGCAGUCCGCUGCUGCGCUUUGUGCCCGGCGGGGCCGUGCGGUGCCGUGCGGUGCCGGGGCGCUCCGUGGCCCCGCGCCUGGUUCUGCCUCCGGUUCUGCCUCCGGUUCUGCCUCCGGCCCGCAGUGCGGCGCUCACACCGCGGCCGCCCCGGCCGGGCUCUGGGCUCAGCGCUCAGCCCGCGCUCACGUCGGUUUCCCGCCGCGGGUGGCACAGCGGAGCGCCCCGCGGUGCCUUCGGCGCGUCCCGAGGAGGGCGGCUGCGCCCGGGGCGGCCCGGCCGGUGCUCCCUCACCGCGCCGAAGCUUCUCCUGUGUCUGUAUGGCGCUCCUUCUGUCCGCGCCGCACGGGUGGCUGUACGGCCGGGUGUGCCCUUCGGUUGGGAAGCAGCCCCUGUGGCCGGGCUCUGCUCUCAGAAGCAGGCCCAGCACCUGCGGGUGUCCCCGCGGCUGAUGAGCGGCGAUGGGGACUCGCCGAGGGUCUCCUUCCUCCCUUCCCCUUCUAUCUGGGGUCGUUUUUGCCCCUCUGAGGGGACGGCUGUGGAAAUGCAGCCGGGAUGCUCAGCCUGCAGUGAGUGCUGUGUGUGGGAUGGGCUGACCCCGCACUGCCUGGGCGCUGUUCCACGUGUGAGGAGCAGCUGGGGCUGCACACGGGCAGGAGCCGUGCCCACAGGAAAAGCUGCUGGCAAUUAGUUGGCUACAGGUAAAAACACGGGGCACAGACACGGUCAUGCCAGGCCUCAGGGUCAGCGGGUGAAGGAGAACCCCCCCCAGCACUGCGGGCUCUCAGGUGAGCUCCGGUGGGGUUCUGCCCCGCUCAAGCUGCCCAAGGCCAAACUGCAGGCACUGACCGCUGCUUCAGCUCCCUUACACCCAGCCUGGUUUGAUGCUUUUACACAUCUCAGACCUCCCAUGGCUGCAGGACUAGCAUUGCAGUUGAAGGGGUUCGGCUUGCCUUGCUCAGUCUGAUGCGACUGUGGGUUCCUUGAAUUCGAUGCUGCUAACCCAGUUUGCAUCAGUUUCAGUGUCUCCGUGUGUUUCACUCAGUGUGAGCUGGAAACAGCUUUGAAGCCGCGCCGUUUUUCCUCCGCCUCGUGCCAACCUCGGGACGCUGGCAGGGAAUGAAGCGCUCCUCCUCAGAACUUACACUGCGUUUCUCAUCAUUUUGUCCUCCUCCUGUCUGUCCUCAUCUGUAACACCAUUUGUUUUUUUUUGUUUUUUUUUGUUUUUUUUUCCUGGAGAUGCGGCUCUGAUCUUUAAAGCCAGCAGACACAACCCACGCUGCAGACGGGUUUCCCCGCUGCUCAGCACCCUCCAGGAGCAGCCCUGCAGUGCCUGCAGUGCCUCCCAGCUUUGGGGCUGAGCAGUGCUGCAGAUCAGCUGGUGAGAGGGCUGCGCCCCGGCUUUGAUCCGUGCUCUCAUCCCCGCAGCCAGCUGGUGCUGGGAGCGCUGCAGGCAGUCCUCCGCCCGUGCAAUGAACUCCCUACUGGAUUAAGGGGCAGCGUUUGCUCUUGUCAAAGAGCUUCCUAUUCACGGGUCCCUGGCUGGAAGGAGGUUGCUGUAAUAGGCCACCGAGUGCAGGAGGGAUAAUGGGAAAAGCCAGGACCUAAUGAGCAGUGCCUUUGAGCAGGGAACACGCAGAUGAUUUCUUCAGUUUCCCACUUUCUGUUUCACAGGGCCAUUGCUUUUAAUGCACGGUCAUCUUUUCUCCUUUGUGAGCUGUCUGGGAGGCUGCGUGUUUGGUGGCUGCAGGACAGACGUCCUCUCCGGUCCCGUAGCGCAGUGAGUUGCAGCUGCCCCUUCCUCGACAAACAGACCUUCAGUAGUGCUGACCUCUCUUUCCCUAAAGCCAGUUCUACCUGCAGUGCUUUGACCCUGCUGAGCUAAUGGUGAGCUGAUGCCGUUUGGAAGCUCACCUUCUGUGAAGACAGGCUGUAAAUAACAGCAGAACGUUUAGGCUGGAUGGGGCUCUGAGCGCUGAUGGAGCUGUGGGUGUCUCUGUUCAUUGCGGGGGAGGUGGAAUAGAUGACCUUUAAGGGUCUCUUCCAACUCAAACGCUUCGAUACGACUUCCAAAGCUGUAAGAAAGCCUCAGAAGUGCCCUUCAGUUGUGAAGCUGAUGUAGCUGAGCCAACGUGACUGAAGGAAGCGUCUGAAGAACAGUUUGUCAAGCCGAGGCAGAAUCAAAGGCCUGGUUUAUACUUGGAAAGAGCUCUUGCAGUUUAAUUAUGCUGUCUGGAGAGAAUGAUGUUUCUUUUUCUUUGCUGAAGUGGUAAUGCAAUAAAAGUCCUUGCUGUGGAUGUAGCUCUAUUAGUUUGGAGAUGAUUUUAGACCAGGGAAGCUUGUUUGUUUGCUUGCUUUCCAAAGCAGAGGCUUGGUGUGCCACUGAGAAGUUUUGCCAUCUUAGUUAUCCGUCUUCAGAUGCAACUCCAUUGCUCUCCCCUCUGCUGCGGCUGUGUCAGCAGGAGGCCCCUGGUAGAGGAAAUGACCAGCAAAAACUGUAACAACGAGGAGCAAAACAAACAGCUCUUCCAUGGGGGGGCUGACUGGAGCUGUGUGGGUGUGUGGUUGGUGGGCACACAGCUGGCAGCUGUGCCAGCUGCAGCCCUUGGCAUCCCUCAGCAGCUCCGGGCUGCUGGCAGCAAAUGAGGCACCAGCACACAGGGCUGUCACAUCUCCAGAUGUGCACGAGAGCAGCUGAUAGCAAAACCAUUAGGGACCAGUGCUGCUGCAGGGCUGCUGGUCUGAAAUGCUCAUCUGGGGCCUUGCUCUGUGUCACCUGUUGUGGUGGUUUUUGAUUUCCUGGAGCUGGGGCGAUGCCACCUGGGUGUCCUCUCUGCUCCAGAAUGGGGCUGCAGAGGGGAUGGAAGCAGCCUGUGUUCCUCAUGCCUUUUCUCUAGCGAAGUGCUGAAGCACAGCAUGGCAUCUACAUUUUUGGGCCCUGGUGCCCAAAAAUGAUGUGAGGAGGAGGCAGAAAGAAGGGAUCAGUCCUGCAAAGUCAGGGGUUUUACAGGAGAGUGGAGCAAGAGGCACUGCCACCUCCUGCUCAGUGCCCUGCGCUGUGAGGUCUUUGCAGGGGCAUCUCCUGCUCCUUUCUGUGCCAUCAGACCCCCAGGGAGGGGCUGUCAGGUUUCCCCAAGCUCUGACUGCCUGUCUUGGGGCAUUUAGUGCAGGACCGAGGGGUUCAAGGAGCCCCCUUUGCGUGCUUUGAGACGUGCUUUGCUGGAGAUUGCCCGCUCUGUGACUGCUGUGGAAGCCAAAGGUGUGCAGUGCGUGACUCGUGGAGCUGCCCGUGUUGGGGGUCAGGGAGAGGCUGUGCCCCACUGCCCAACCCGGGGCUGGCACAUCCCGCAGUGCUGCAUAGGUAAACCUGACUGGGAUGGGAGAGUUUGCUGCAGCUCUGCCGGCUUGGCCAGUGCUGUGAAAUGAGCGUAAACCCAGAAUAAACUCUGCUUAGAAAAGCUCUUGGUGCUGAUAUCACCGAGGUGUCUAAAAUAGAAAGGCUUUCCUGCUUUGAAUUAAAAGUGUCUAGCAUAGGCAAAGCAGCAAGGAUGUACAACAUAUCCUCCUUUGGAGCCGGAAACGUUCUUCUGAGGGGAUUCCUGUCUCCCACCUGACCCCCACUGCUCUCUGCCUCCAUACGAGGCUCUGUGCCCUGAGUUGAUGUUUCAGAUAGUUUGGCCAUGGGGCAGCGGCUGUGCUGGGAGCUGAGCAGGGUGAGCCGGUGUGUACACACAACCCAAUGGUGCAGGGCUGGGCUGCUUGUGUGUAUGCAGGAUGGCAUGGGGGCAAAAGGGAGCUAUUAAACAUUACAUUCAACCCUUUUGGUGCCGUGUUUCCUUCUGAAGGGAGAGCUCGGUGGCAGUGGUGAGUAGUGUCAGCUUAGAACAGGGAGACAGUGAGUGAGCAGUGAGAGGAUGGAAAAUCCAGGUCCACUUCUGUGUGCACAUGGUGACUCGUCCUGCAGAGCCAGCGCUGGGAGCAGGAGGAAAUCUGCAGGUGUCACAGCUGGGGAGGAAGUAAAUAGAGAGCAAGAUAGCUGGGCUGGCACAGCCAAGCUCAGAAUAAAGCCAGGUAAAUGACUUAUCCCAUUUGUUACAGGGAAAGGCAAAAUUAUGCAAACAGGGAUGAAAAUAUCCAAAGCGAUUAUGGCUUCCUGGGGCAGGCAGUGUGAGCCAGCAGAUGGCUACGAGCUGCUAAAGCAUUCAAAACCAGCAGCAAAGAAGUGGGGAGCUGAGCAAAUUGGGGUGAGUGGAAUGACAGUGAAGCCCCGAGACUGCAACAGUGCAUGUGAUCUGGGCCGAAGUGGGGGAGCCAAGUCCAGCAGGCUCGUGGCCGUGUAUCUCCCUGGGACUGUUGGCCAGGAUCUGCUGCUGCAUUUGAACACAGCUCUGGGAGCUGUGAAAUACCACGCUCUGGUUUUGCUUUUUAUUCCUUCUUCAUUCUCUUCCUUUUCCAGCAUGAGCUCCGGGGUCCUUGAGAAGCUCUGCUGCCCUCCUCCUCUCCAGUUACGUUUUCAGUCCUUGCAGUUUCAGAGGAGAUUUCAAUAGGUAGUUUCUCCAGGGGCUCAAAGCCAGAAGGCAAAUGACUCAGAUGUUUUAUCCAAUUUCAGCAGUAAUUGGGGGUGUUUCUCAGCAGCUGUAGGCAGGUCCUCUCCAAAGUCCUAAUAUUGUUUCCAGAAAUGGGAAAUCAAACGUGCACGCGGUCAGAGACUCAGAAAGGGUGGUUAUGUUUACAAAUCACAUACUUCAUCCAGCUGUUGAGUUGGGAAUGGAAAGUACAUCUGUUGCAAUAUGGGGAGGUGGCUGCAUUUUAGGGAUCUGAGAAGUCAACUGAGCUUUUGGAUGAAUUUCUUGUGUCCAAAGGGGUAGGAAGGAAACGUGCCCACACCAAGUAGGGUUUUGUCCACAUGAGGAGGAGGGUGUUCAGCAGAGCACGACAUUCCCAGCCAGGCUGCUGGGUUCUUUGCGGGUCCAUCUGGUGUCCUGUUGGCCUGCAAGCUUGAACAUACGACUGCAGGUACGAGCACUUAAGGCAUGAGUCUAAAUACUUCAUUCAUUGUAGAGCAUUAUUGAUAUUUGAUAGAUUAAAUCAACAGAAUCAACCAGAAGGCACUGCAGAAAGCACUGGGGAGGUGCUGAAGCAGGACAUUAGGUGGUUCUCACUGCAGACUUGUAGGCAAUAGCUUCUGUCAGCUCAGCUGUGUUUUACAUGGGAAGAACCAUGCAUUCCAUGUGUUUGAUCACAGAAUCGUUUGAGUUGGAAGGGGCCUUUAAAGGGCAUCUGAUCCAAUGCCCUGCAAUGAGAAGGGACAUCUGCAGCUCCAUUGGGUGCUCAGAGACCGCUCCUUGGAUGUCACCAUGGGCACCACCACAUCUCUGGGCAACCUUUGCCAGCGCUUCACCACCCCUCUCAUAAAAAAAAAAAACCCUGUUUCUAUUCUACCCAGUCUUUUCUUAUAUCCAGCUGAUUCCUGUACUCUUUGAUUUGGGAUGUGUAUUUCUCAGUAGCAUUAGGAUGCGUUGUUUGCAGUAGGAGCUUUAAUGCAUCUUUAAUAUGCAAAGAUGGUUGCUCAUGGCAGACGUCCUGUAGGACCUGCAGGCACCAUCUCCUCUCGCAGUCACCCCUGCUUUGUAGGAUUUGGACUGCCUGCUGCACACGGUGCUCUCUGUACCAAACUGCCACUCUUCUGGGGUUGCUUUGUGAGCUUUAUGGCCUUCAUUCCCACUGAAGCCCCCCUUGUGCUGACGAUGCAGUUCUGCUGUCAGGUUUCUGGCACUUGAGCACCUGCUCUCAUGAAACUGCACGUUGACAGCACAUCGGUUUUAAUUAUUACAGCUUUUCUUCGGAGCUGAUUGGUUUGCUAUCAUCUCAGACCCACACUGCAGAUUCCCCUCAGAGGCGCCGUUAUCUCCUUCUGCUCCUGGGUGCCAGCAGAAGAAAAUCUGACCUGCUGGUGAGGAUGCCUGCGUUCCCAGCCACGCUGCUGCUGCUGCAAGGCACGAGCAGGCCAAAGGAAACCACCCCGUGCACACUGGUGCCAGCAGCACGCAGCCACACGUGGCCAAAGAGCCCACUGCAGGAGGCCCCCCUCGCCUACGUGUGUUUACACGUCGGGUGCCCGGGGAUACUCCACAUUCUUUUUUAACUGACAGAAACUCCACGAGUGGAAGUUCGUGGGGUUGCCAAGAGGUGCUCCUGACGCAACAGCGUCUGCCUUUAAAAAGCAAUGUGAAUGGUGAUGGCUGAGUCAGAUGUCUGCCUGCCCUGGGACUGCAGCUGAUGCAGCUGCUGACUGCUGCCCGAGCAUGGAGUCUGCACAGGGAGAUGAGACAACAGUCCUUUCCUUGCUUGGGUGCUCAUUGAUGUUUUCUUGCUGAUGUAUUAUUAAUUAAGAUAUUUUUUAUUGCCUUGUAAAUAUAGGUGAUGCUUUGCAAGCACAGGAUGUAACCUGCUCGUUUCCCAGUGUUUCUGAAGCGUGCAAUGUGCACACUGGGAGCAGUGCACAAACUCACUGUGCUGUUGAAUCCCAAGCAAACAGUGCUGAGUAAGGGAGAGACAAGGAAAGACGCCUGCAUGAAGACUGAACUGCUGAAAGAUAUCACCAACAACAAGGAGGAAGGGUUCAAUGCCAUGGCUGCGGAUGAAAGUGCUACAGAAAAGCAAGUGGGGGAACCAAAAAUGGCUGUAGACGGUGAAACCAACGGUUCCUGUGAGCACGGCGAGGCUGGGAGCCACCCAAACCCAGCAAAAAACACUCAGGACAAUACGAAAGUGAGCCAGCAGGACUCUAGUACUAAAUUAAAUAGGAUAGCAGAAAAUGGCAUUUCUGAACGAGAUGGUGAGACUGGGAAGCAAAACCAUAUGAAAGCUAAUGACUUCACACAGACUUCUCUAACAGGGAGCAAUGGAUAUAUUCUAACCAAGCAGAUGGCGCAGGAGCAACCUCUAAGGACUACCAGCACCUUUGCUUCUCUCACUGGCCAUGCUGCAAAAACCCUUCCAGGAGGAGCAAGCAAAGGGAGAACUGUGGGCACCUUUUCUCAGAUGCAAGCCACGAUGCCAACCAAGCUCGGGGAGGGCAGUAAGGACAUGGAUGCUAAAAAAGCCACUGCUGCUAACGCUGAAGUCAAGGUCCACAGAGCACGGAAGACAAUGCCUAAACCCACCCCUAGCCUGGAAUUGCUUCCUGAAUUGGGAUCGAAGCUGAAUCUGAAACAGCAUGCAAGUAAAGACCCCAAAGAUGGGAGAGACAGCAGAGAUCAAAAAGAAUCUAAAGAGGAAGGCAACAAAAACAUCCUGGAGUUUGGGAAGCCGUUGCCAUUGCCCUCUCUCCCGGGCCUUCACCAGUCACUACCUCAGAACCAGAGCUAUGUGGCCACCUCGAAGUCGCAGACGGCUGCUGCAGUAUCUCGAAAGAAAAAACGGAGAAUGGGAACCUAUAGCCUGGUUCCCAAGAAAAAGACCAAAGUGUUAAAACAGAGAACAAUGAUUGAGAUGUUUAAGAGCAUAACUCAUUCCUCUGCGGGUGCCAAGAGUGAAAAGGAGCUAGGUGAUGUCAGCCCUCACGUGAAUGGGGAGAGCAUAGAUGUAGACUCUGAAGAGGAAGACUCUGAUGAGUUGGAAGAUGAGGACGAUCACGGAGCAGAACAGGCAGCUGCAUUUCCUGCAGACGAUAACAGGACCUCUAAAGACAGCGCGUCUGACGCAGACAAUGUCAGAAAGAUUGAUGAUGGCGACUCUGAGGAGGAACAAGAGUCUGCAGAAUCUGGAGAGGAUGAGGAGGAUGGAGAUGAAUCUGACUUGAGCUCGGAGUCCAGCAUCAAGAAGAAGCUGUUGAAGAGGAAAGGAAAGACGGACAGCCCAUGGCUGAAACCCACCCGCAAGAGGAGACGGAGGAAUAAAAAGAAACAAGCCAAUGUGCUAGGUGCUGAAGCCUAUAAAUCAUCGUUGGGAGGCAGAGAGGGCUCUGCCCAGGAUAACAGCAUGGAGUACAUGGAGGUGUCUCUGGAUUCCUUGGAUCUGCGGGUGAAGGGAAUCCUCUCCUCGCAGGCGGAAGGUCUUUCCAAUGGCCCUGAAGCAAUGGAAGUAGAUGGUCUCCAGGAGGUUCCCCUCUGUAGCUGUCGAAUGGAAACCCCCAAAAGCAGAGAGAUCACCACGCUAGCCAACAACCAGUGCAUGGCCACCGAGAGUGUGGAUAAUGAGCUGGGCCGAUGCACAAACAGUGUGGUUAAGUAUGAACUGAUGCGCCCGUCUAACAAAGUCCAGCUUUUGGUGCUGUGUGAGGACCAUAGAGGGAGGAUGGUGAAACACCAGUGUUGCCCUGGCUGUGGAUACUUUUGCACUGCAGGCACUUUCAUGGAGUGUCAGCCUGAGAGCAGCAUCUCCCACCGUUUCCACAAGAGCUGUGCCUCCCAGGUCAACGACACGAGCUACUGCCCACACUGCGGGGAAGACGCCUCCAAGGCAAAGGAGGUGACAAUAGCAAAAGCAGACACGACUUCGACAGUGUCGCUGACCUACGAGCAGCAGAAACCAGCAGCAGUGGAGGGAAGGGCUGACACCACGACAGGGAGUGUCACUGGAACGCGGUUGUCUGAAGAAGACAAGCCAGAGAGUUCAGCUGCAGAGGGAUUUGACUUAGCUGGAUCUUCAGUUUUUCCAAAGCCUACUACUAGCCUGACCCAGGGACCAGUUAAAGAAACUCUGGAAAGUGCCCUGAUUGCCCUGGACUCUGAAAAACCCAAGAAGUUACGGUUCCAUCCAAAACAGUUGUACUUCUCCGCAAGGCAAGGAGAGCUGCAAAAAGUCCUGCUUAUGUUGGUGGAUGGAAUUGACCCUAAUUUUAAAAUGGAGCAUCAGAGUAAGAGAACCCCUCUCCAUGCUGCCGCUGAGUCUGGCCAUGUGGACAUCUGCCAUAUGCUGAUUCAGGCUGGUGCGAAUAUAGACAGCUGCUCUGAAGACCAGCGGACCCCACUGAUGGAAGCAGCUGAAAACAACCACCUGGAAACUGUGAAAUACCUUAUCAAGGCUGGAGCACUAGUAGAUCCUAAGGAUGCAGAGGGCUCCACGUGUCUGCACUUGGCUGCCAAGAAGGGGCACUACGAUGUUGUUCAGUACCUCCUGUCCAUAGGGAAGAUGGAUGUCAACUGCCAGGAUGACGGAGGCUGGACGCCGAUGAUCUGGGCCACAGAGUACAAGCACAUCGAGCUGGUGAAGCUACUGCUUGCAAAGGGGUCAGACAUCAACAUUCGAGAUAAUGAGGAAAAUAUUUGUUUGCACUGGGCUGCUUUUUCUGGCUGUGUUGACAUUGCAGAGAUUCUGCUGGCUGCUAAGUGUGAUUUACAUGCGGUGAAUAUUCAUGGAGAUUCCCCCCUGCACAUUGCAGCCAGAGAGAACCGCUACGAGUGUGUUGUUCUGUUUCUUUCCCGUGGCUCGGAUGUCACUUUAAAGAACAAGGAGGGUGAGACUCCACUCCAGUGCUCCAGCCUUAACUCUCAGGUCUGGGUGGCUCUACAGAUGAACAAAACACUCAGAGAAUCAUCGACUGAGAAGCCUGUCCAGAUAGAGAAGGUAGUGAGCAGAGACAUUGCCCGGGGCUAUGAGAGGAUCCCGAUUCCCUGCAUCAAUUCAGUGGACAGUGAGCCUUGUCCUAGCAAUUACAAGUAUGUCUCGCAGAACUGUGUCACCUCCCCUAUGGACAUUGAUAGAAACAUCACCCAUUUACAGUAUUGCGUAUGUAUAGACGACUGCUCCUCCAGUAACUGCAUGUGUGGCCAACUCAGUAUGCGCUGCUGGUAUGAUAAGGAUGGCCGACUCCUGCCUGAGUUCAACAUGGCUGAGCCCCCACUGAUCUUUGAGUGCAAUCACGCGUGCUCAUGCUGGCGGACCUGUAGGAACCGGGUGGUGCAGAAUGGGCUCAGGACUCGAUUGCAGCUCUAUCGGACGCAAAAGAUGGGCUGGGGUGUGCGAACGAUGCAAGACAUUCCACUGGGAACCUUUGUGUGCGAGUAUGUUGGCGAGCUGAUAUCCGACUCCGAAGCAGAUGUCCGUGAAGAGGAUUCCUACCUCUUCGACCUUGACAACAAGGAUGGAGAGGUGUACUGCAUAGAUGCCCGUUUCUAUGGCAACAUCAGCCGCUUUAUAAACCACCUCUGUGAGCCAAACCUCAUUCCCGUGCGAGUCUUCAUGUCUCACCAGGACCUCCGCUUCCCCAGGAUCGCCUUCUUCAGCACGAGGCACAUAGAGGCCGGAGAAGAAAUCGGCUUCGACUACGGUGACAGGUUCUGGGACAUAAAAGGCAAGUUCUUCAGCUGUCAGUGCGGUUCACCCAAGUGCAAACACUCGAGCUCAGCGCUGGCCCAGAGGCAGGCGAGCACCUCGUCCCAGGACACGCAGGAAAACGGGCUCCCCGACACCAGCUCUGCCACAGCAGCCGGCCCCUUUUGAGGCUCCGCUUCCCAGAGACUGACUCGUUUUAACCCUAUAGAUUCACUUACUGUCCGAAUUUUCCAUUUAAAGAGAGGAAACCCGCUCAAGGAAAGCCAGGGGUUCGUGACACUUAGGGCUGUGCCACCGACUGUUACUUGAGGAAUAAGUGAAAGCAAAUCCCACCUCUGUGGUGUUGUUCUCCCCUCCUGGUCCUGGAAGGCUGCUGGUUCUUACCGUGCCGAGGGGUGGCUGUUGCAUUUUUUUUUCCAUGCGAACUGUCCUGGCCUCCGUCUCUUAAUGUUCAAAGUGUUGUCAGAGCCCAGGGAGAGCCGCCCGUCCUCUGAACGUUGUUAAUUGAAUGGAUCGCUCAUGCCAAGUCAUCUCCAGUUCACUUGUAAUAAACUUUGAGUACUUGA